AUGCUUUACAGUAUGCAAUUGACUAUCUUUACUGAUCACAAAAAUCUCACCUUCCGCACGUUGAAUACACAACAAGUUUCUAAAGGUAAAUUGAUUGCAUUUGACAAACUCAAUGUCAAAAUGGAUCCCAAGGAUGAAAUGUAUUCUUUCGAAGAAGAAGUUCUUCUUCCUCCUCCAUCUGAAGCAGAAUUCAAUCAUACCUUCAGAUGCAUGUUUGCUUGUUGUCAAGAUGGUGAUCAUGGACAUGGCGCUAUCAAAAAUGAUGAGAUGCUUGAAUCGUUUCUCAAUCAUCCUCCAUUGGAAGUUAUGCCAAAUCCAACCAUGAUGGCAAACAUUCAACAACAUCAGCUCCAUGAUGUUGCCCUCAUUCAAAAAUCGCAAAACGCAGUAACUUGGGCUCAACAUCCCAUCAUGCAAAUUGACAAUCGGAAUGUGAUCUGCUACUGUGCAGAUUUGAAUAAACCUAACAAAUGGAGAAUUCACUUGCCUGAAACUUUGGUUGCUCCAGUGAUUGUAUGGUAUCAUUUGGUACUUGGAAAUCAAGGUACCACCUCUUUGUACAAUACAAUCGUCCAACGGUUCUAUGCUCCUGCUUUGAAAAGAAAAGUUGAAUCCCUCAGAUGUGAAGUUUGCCAAGUGAAUAAAAAUGCAAACAUUCAAUAUGGACAUCUGCCUGAAAGACACGCAGACUUGGUCCUGUGGUUUUCUGUGGCUGCGGAUUUGAUUGGACCUUGGAAAAUCAAGGUCAAUGGUAUAGACAUUGAAUUCAAUGCGCUCACUUGUAUUGAUCCCUGCAUUCACGAUCAAGGCGGCAAAUUCAUUGGUCACAAUUUUCAGUUGAAACUACAGCAGUGGGGAAUUCACGAUGCAUCGGCAACAAGCAAGAAUCCAACUGCCAAUGCUAUCUGUGAACGGAUGCAUCAGACUGUUGGCAACAUUCUACAAACAAGAUUCAACAACACUAACAUGGCCCCAAACAUUCAGACAGCUAAUCAAGCCGUCGAUGAUGCUGUAGCAGCAUGCAAUCAUGCCAUGAGAUGUGCUGUUUCUCAGUCUUUGAAAAACAACACUCCAGGUGAAGUAGUGUUUGCUCGUGACAUGUUGCUCAACAUUCCUGUCACUGCCAAUCUUUUGAGUAUACAAGAAAAGCGACAAUUGAUGGUCAGCAAAAAUCUAUGGUGA
This is a messenger RNA of Cylindrotheca closterium, 1182 nucleotides long. The record is from the annotation of a GenBank genome assembly. NCBI's taxonomy places the organism in Eukaryota, Bacillariophyta, Bacillariophyceae, Bacillariales, Bacillariaceae.